Elaeis guineensis (African oil palm) is the source of this 1517-nucleotide messenger RNA. Its product is annotated as protein SENSITIVITY TO RED LIGHT REDUCED 1. NCBI's taxonomy places the organism in Eukaryota, Viridiplantae, Streptophyta, Magnoliopsida, Arecales, Arecaceae. The record is from RefSeq and is a predicted model, not a curated record. Gene Ontology annotation, cellular component: cytoplasm; nucleus.
UUCCUCGAAUUUCUUCACACAUCCGAAACAUCUAUUGGACGGCCAAGAUUAACCUCCUCUGACCGGCCGCCAGUCCCGGCCGGAGCGGAGGUGAUCGAAAAUCCCCAAGAAAUCGGCCCCCUCCGCCGCUCUGCUCUUCCCUGUUUUCUUUCCUUCGUCUUCCAUGGACGCCGCCCCGGCCACCAAAGCACCAAAUCCUAAUCCUGCCGGCGACUGGACCGUCGUCUCCCGUCGCCGCCGCGGCAAACAGCGGCAGAGGGACCUCCUCCCCGACCCCACUCGCCCCCAAAUCAAAACCCUAGCCCUAACUCCGACGGCUUCAUCGCCAUGGACUCCGAUCGAUUCCGUCAUCGAGCCGGCGAGGGAAUCCAAGCUCCUCCAAAGGAUGCAAGCCGCCAUCCGACGACUUCAGAGCUCCCGAUACUACCAGCGCUUUCUUUCCCGGUUGCGGGACGCCCAGAUCCGGAACGGCCUCGCUAGGGUUUUGGGCUCUGGAAGGGAGUUUCAGAUGGUGGUCUACGGCAUCGGGAGCAUCGAGUCCUACGACCCUCCGCGCCUCCAGCUCGCUCUUGCUGUCCUCCUCCGGCGGGAGCUCGGCCCGACCGUGGCGUCGGUAGACUUGUUCGACCCGGUCCUGUCGGCCACCGAGUGCGCUGUGGUGAGGGCACUGGGUUGUACAGUGGUCCCGGUGGACGAGCAGGGGAGAAGGGAGGCGACGGUGCCGACGCUGUUCUACAUGCCUCACUGCGAGGCGGCCCUGUAUGAUGCCCUGCUGGAGGCCAAUUGGAGGCCGUCGAUGUUGAAUCGGAUGGUGGUGCUGGGGAACAGCUUCGCUGCGUAUGAAAAGUACAUGGAGGAGGUGGCCUGGAGUAAUGGGAGCGUGGCGAUGGGUUUUUUAAGGCUUUUCAUGAUACAAGCUGGCACUUUUUCGAAUUGGAUGAUGAUUUCCAGAUGAAUUCUUUAAAGAAAUGAAGUCAUGGCCAGCUUUUUCUCAUGGAUCUUUAUAAUUUUGCCAGUGGCCUCCCAAGGCAUUAAAUUGGAGGCACUACUGUGUCCGGUAAAGCUUAAAUUAAAUGUGGUUCUGGUGUCUCACUACCCUUGGGUGGAGAAUCGUGAAGAUGACAUGGGUAAUUGAUUCCUGUGCACAACUAUGUGGAAAUUUCUCUUACAUUCCUCCGGAAGGGUUGUUUUUGCUGCCUUCCCUCUUUAGGUUGGUUGUGUUAGCUGAUUUAAUUAUGUGUAGUUGUUUUGCUUCUAUGUGGAUGGGGAAGUCUCGAGACUUUCUAAGCAUCAAAAUAUUGCGGUAUUCCAAGGUUAUGAAAGCCUACAUCGUAAUGACUGCUGAAGAUAAAAUACUUGCAGAUUGCUUGUGGUGAAACCUGAAAACCUAGUCCAAAUAGCUCUCUGACAUACUUUGAUUGGAUUCCAUUGAUCAGGCCCAGCCCUUCCCUGUACUACAUUUGAUAUGGAAGCAUUAGCUUCUAUUGCAUACAUAGUAUGCGGAAGCAUUUGCUAUA